Laccaria bicolor S238N-H82 is the source of this 231-nucleotide messenger RNA. RefSeq lists its product as uncharacterized. The record is from RefSeq and is a predicted model, not a curated record. Lineage: Eukaryota; Fungi; Basidiomycota; Agaricomycetes; Agaricales; Hydnangiaceae. The coding region runs from base 1 to 231 and encodes 76 amino acids. The transcript has a single exon.
AUGAUUGCACUGUCAAAUUCUACGAUGUCCCUAUCCGAGCACAGAGCCAGUAACAUGGUUUUCAGCCCUCCUCAAGCGCCGCUUUCAAAUCCUAACCUCUGGCGACCCAUUUCACACGCUGUGUUUGACUGGUCCUUGGGCCCUGGGUAUGCGAUUAUCGGACCUUUGUUAUUUUGCUUCGUAAUGGAUAGUGUUUGGAAGUCCGGUCUCGUGACUGGAAAAAGACUGUAA